AUGCCAAAAACAAUCGUCUCUAGCAAUAUAGAAAGCAAAGAAACAUCGUGCAUGUCAUUUAAAGAAGAUUUGAAAACCCUUAGACCAAAAAUAGAUCAUUUGAAGACAGAAAUUAAGUCUCAAAUGGUUCCCUUUGCGGUACAUCAGGUUAUGAUUGGCUCUCUGUCAAAUGAGCUUGAAGAGAUCAAAAAUACUGUCGGCUAUCUAGAAAGCAAGCUCGACUUUGAAAAGAAAGUAUAUGAAAGAACUAAGCAGAUACUUCUGUCGCUGACAGUUGAUCAGGAUAAUUUGCAUAUACUAGAAACUGGAAGCUUUACAGAUGACGAUGACCUUAUAAAAAUCGAAAAAAGCCUAUCUAUUUUGAAGGAGUUUUCCAGAGGAAAAUGCGAACUUAAAAUUGUAAAAGAGAGGGAGAGGGAGAUUCUAGAUCUUCUUUCUAAUUUUUUAAAAAGAUUUGUGAUGUUUCUUUCAAAGCUAUUUAUAAAGUCAGAAAGCAAAAAUGAGCUCAGAGUCCAUCGUAGCUUCUAUGAAAAAAUGAUGAAAUAUAAAUUUAUUUAUACUUUUAGCAAGACAAAUAGUGAAUAUUACACAGUUCUAUGUGUUGCAUACACUAGAAAAUCAAAAGAUCUCUAUAACGAAGAGUUUGAAAACCAUCUAAAUAGAGUAUCGGAGUUGAUAACAGAUGUAAAUUCAUUAAAGUUUACCCUGGAUGCCCUUGUUAUGACAUAUGAGUCUCUUUUAGAGUGUGAAACCAACUUCUUGAGUCUUAUGGACAUUAGCUCAGACAUUAGAGAAAUAUUUUCAGGGGUGGACUUGAUGAUUGUUGAUUUUAUUGAUAUUUUCUUCAAAAUGUCACCUUUUUGCAUUAUCAUCGCCCUUAAUUUGUACACAACUGGCGAAUUCGUUAACAGACUAGGAUCUCUGGGCCAAUCGUUAAAAGAAAAAAAAGCCAUACUUGAGGAAGUUUUUCUGCAUCAACAGAAAAGUACUGGAUUGAGUUUUGAAGUGGCAGGAUUGAUCAACGAGUUGAACAAAAUGCCAAUUAAAUCUGAUUUUCUGGAAAAUCUAGUCCAUGCAGUUAUUAAAAAGGCUCGCAAACAAAAUGUGCAACUUGAAGAAGGUUUGAAAAAUCAUCAAAUUAUUCACUCUGUUGAAAGAUUGGAUGAUAAGAAGGAGAUUAUUGAGUGUAUGGAGAGAUACUUGACACCCAAAAUCAUAGAUCGAAUUUUUGGGGGCAGAAACGAACGAUCUGAGAUCAAAGAGAUUUUUAAGGCUGUGGAUUCUCAAAAAGGUGGAUACGUCGAGGCCAUAAGCUUCAUAAAGAAGACCAUACUUGAAAACUGCGAGGAGGCUAAAAGAAAUGAAUAUAUUAAGAUACUCGCGGAAGUCAACAAAACGUAG
Messenger RNA from Vittaforma corneae ATCC 50505, 1401 nucleotides. RefSeq lists its product as uncharacterized. The transcript has a single exon. The record is from RefSeq and is a predicted model, not a curated record. NCBI's taxonomy places the organism in Eukaryota, Fungi, Microsporidia, Nosematidae. The coding region runs from base 1 to 1401 and encodes 466 amino acids.